Molecule: messenger RNA, 4915 nt
Organism: Rhipicephalus sanguineus (brown dog tick)
Lineage: Eukaryota; Metazoa; Arthropoda; Arachnida; Ixodida; Ixodidae
Gene: Tmhs
Product: LHFPL tetraspan subfamily member 3 protein
Exons: 3
Coding region: 420-1313 (297 amino acids)
Biological process (GO): sensory perception of sound
Cellular component (GO): plasma membrane
Source: RefSeq, a predicted model, not a curated record
CCUCCGUGCCGCUCUGAGCGCAGUGGCGGCGGCGGUGGCGUUUAAUCCCGAGUGUGAGUUCACGCCGGUGUGGUGGUGCGUUUCAGUUCCCCCUCCAGCUGUCUCUGUCCUUCGCUUAUUGCGCGCCAGCGUGCCAUCGCAUUCUUCGGGGGCGAUAAGGUUCAACUGCGCCGUGCGCGAGCGAGCUUGCGCGCAAGACCUUGCGGCCGUGCCGGCAGCAUUUCGCCGACGUUUCGGAUUGUGUGCGAUGAGGCAGUGGCGGUGAGGAGAGGAAAAGAAGACGACGCCGUCGUCCCACGAUUGUGCGGUGCGCUGCUCCCCGGCGAGCGACGAGCGUGAGGGACGGUCGUGUGCUGUGAGCAGCAGCAGCAGUCAAGACGGCGGCGCUUAAGCCUAAAGCGAUCGAAGCGGGCGUGAUCAUGGAGCCCAAGUACGAGUACGCGAGCGAACUGAACCUCUACCAGGCCAACUACAUGCGCAACUCGAAGGCCAUCGGCGUCUUGUGGGCCGUGUUCACCAUCUGCUUCGCCAUCAUCAACGUGGUGGUGUUCAUCCAGCCGCACUGGCUCGGCGACACCAAGGAGUCGCGUGGCACGGGCCACUUCGGCCUGUGGCAGUACUGUCACCUGAUCCAGGAUGGCCAGGACGUGACGUGCCAGGGCCGACUGGACGACUUCAGCUCGAUCCCGUCGGCGGCUUUCCGCGCGGCCACGGUGUUCGUCGGAUUAUCGGUUGUCAUGGUGUUGUUGUGCAUCUGCUGCAUGCUGCUCUUCUUCGUGUUCCACUCGUCCACUGUGUUCCACAUCUGUGGCUGGAUGCAGGUCUUCUGCGCUGUGUGCAUGGUGAUCGGAGUGCUGACCUUCCCGGCCGGCUGGGACGUGUCCGUGGUGCGCGACGUGUGCGGUCCCGAGGCCGGCGACUACGACCCGGGCCAGUGCGGCAUCCGCUGGGCCUACAUCCUCGCUGUCAUCGGCGUCGCCGAUUGCGUCGUCCUGGCGGCGCUCGCCUUCGUGCUGGGCACGCGAUACGUCAAGCUGCUACCCGACCAGUACAUCUCGAACGGAUCCGUCUACAAGGGGGAGGUGAACAGCGCCUUCAUGGCGGACAACCAGUCGACAGCGUCACGCAAGUCCAUGAAUCUGCAACCCGUGAUGCUGAUGCCUCAGCCAGGUGGCGGUCUGGCACCGUCACAGCACGAUGCCGACAGGUUCUCCGAGUACUCGCACCGGACAACACGCUCCAAGGGUGGCCAAACCGCCGCCCCAAACUACCGCUCCGAGUACUCCACGUCCAUGCACAACUUCCAGCUGUGAAGAGUGUGUGCUUGCUGAAGACGCGCGUCGCGCAGCCAUCGGUGGUCACGACAUAUAACCGACGCGCGGCAACACGCAGAUCACUGAGCUUCAAGCCUGAGGAACUAGACGGCACCGGAGGAAACGUCUUUAGUGCAUAAAAGCGGUUCGCGGUAACCGCAGUUAAGAAUGCCUGCGCAACAAGGGGCCUUCUUGCACGAAGCAGCGACCAUUACCAAAAGUAAAAUGUUUUUCCAGCGGUAAGUUGUAACGUGAUACGUACGACUGAUUUGCUAUUGUGCCCUGCACUUCAGUCCGGCAACCCUUCUGCGCAUUGAUGUUUUGCGCAUCUGUUUUCACUGCUUAUCCCUACAAACGUGCAUCAUUCAGUAAAACCAAGAUAAAAGAGUUUCCUGCGGAUCCAGUUUGUAAUCAGCUGAAGACGACCGUGGCCUGGAUGUGGCGCGAUGCUAGCAGCAGCUUCGGCGUCGACAUGCGUGUAGGUGCAUGUGAAAGAAUAGCUGCGUCACGCUAUCAGGUCGCAAGUCUUCUUUGACAUGCUGAAGCAUUCCUUAUAGCUUACCAGAAAACCACGUCGCUUCCACUGCAAAAACGACGGCUCUGUCCUGGUACCAAGGUGACAGCACCAGCUUCGGCAUGGACGUGUAGUACAUCCCUGACGACGAAAGAAUUGCUGGCUCACGCGUUUAAAAGAUGCCACGAGCCUCUUGUUUGGUUAUCUCCCAGCAGUAUCUAGUUUAGCAAAAUGACGCCACUGUCCUUAAUAAGCAGGGCGAAGAAAGAGGCUUCGGCGCUGACCUGUGUAUACAUCGACAGCGACGACAGAAUCGCUGCGUCGUGCGUGUUAUCUACCGUGGGUCUCCUUUGUCGCCCCUGGCAAUUCCUUGCCGUUGGACCGCAAGCCUAUUUGCUGACUCAGCAGUAUGCCCGAUUGUGGUCCAGUGUGUGUUCUGAUUCCUCCCCGCCUCUUCCUGCCUCCUAGUGUGUGUUUGUUGUGUUGGAGAGACAGCAGACCACGACAUUUCCCGUGCGCGUUGUCGGUCCACCAGGCCUCAGAACUGAAAAGAAAACGAGGUCUGGAAGGGCACGAACUUGUACUGACUGUCCGUUCGCACGGUAUGUUCGUGUUCUGUUGGUUUUUUUCAGUGUUGCAGCGUAACAUGGAAAAUGAAUAUCCGAAGGUGAAGCAAGAGGGACGGCGCUCGCUCGCAAUCCACUUUCCGUUGGAUUGGCCCGUGGCGAAGGAAGCCGCUGGCAACAAUGUCACUUCAGAAGUAUACGGCCGAUGGCGCACCUUCAAAAAGCGUUCAGCCACGUGUCUGAGGUCUAAAAAAUGCAUAAAUGAUUAAAAAAAAACAGUAACUCGGAGAAUGUUGAAUUGUGCCCACUUUGACUGCUGUAUUCCUGCCAGUAAAAGAGUGUCUCUUGAAGUUGAGUUUCUUUGGUAUUCAUAAAACUCUGUCGACUUUGCACUUACAACUAGACGUGAGGAUGUCACAGCCGGUGCGAGAAUUUCCAAGCAGUGGUUUGCUGUACAUAAAAGCACGGGACAUUAUAGUGUGUUCAAUGUGCGUCUGUUCAAGCGCAAAUGAGAGAAGACAGCGUGAUAUUUGAAUUUGGUGUCGUCAAAAUGGCAAGAACGUCGCUGUGGCAUGGCAAAUCCUAGCGCAAUGAAAACCUGUACUCAUAAAAAUGAAAUCGCGACUUUGAGUACCACUUACGAAAUAGUAGUAGAGACAUAUAAAGAACAAUCUCUACAAACACUGCACAAGCACUUUACACACGAUUAUUUGAACUCCCAGACAUUGUGUUUUCUGCGUAUAGUUUCGUUUUCUAGCAUUCCUUGUAGCCAAGUCGUUUUCCAGAGGCGGCUGCUUUUGAAUAAAAAAUAUUUUGUGUGUCAUUUGCUACAACAACGCGUCACUAGUGUUAAUAGUGUGCUUGACUAUGAUGUGUCGUUCUGUAGACUUUGUGAAAAACAGAAUCGUGUUGUCUGUAUAGGAAGAGCUGAACUUCCACGCUUAGACUUGUCACCGAUACGCAUACAGUGGUGUUAAAAAAUGCUCUAGUAUACUCUGUAUUCCUGUGAGUGUGCGUGCGAGUAUAUUAACGUGCUGAUAGUGCUGAAGAAAGGUAAGAAUGCGGAAGUGUUGAAGUACUUAAGAAACACUGAUGCCUGGAACUGUAUUGUGUUUCCUUUUUCAAUUAUACAGAUUAUAGACCUUAUAUGCUCAUAUGAUUCGUUGGAAGCUACAGGAGAUGCUAGGCGUGCUUUAUACAGGGGAACAAUUUGAAAUCAGAGACAGUAUAUUGACGCUAAAUUUAUGCAUACAUACUUAACGUUAUAUCGGAAGAAAGGAAAACUGUUACGCGACAGAGACUGUCAGAGAAAUGUUAUCGCCUGCACAAAAAUUCCAGCAGUAAAAAAAAAGGGGGGGGGGAGUUAAAUUAUCCACUUAAACACAUUCCGUACUGAAGCUGCGCCUCGAGAAUAGUUACAACAUGCUUAUUUAUUGCAGAUGUGAAAAUACUUAUAAACACGGCUUUGUACCCAAGGAUAAGUCCAGAGAAGAAUCAGCUAGUGUUAUGAAAACAUGGUUAAAAAAACAAAAAAGUCUAGAGUUGGGCGCUGUCCAUAAAUGAGUAACUGCGUUAUACUUCUGUUUGUUUUAUUGUGAAAGAAUUCACGCGCCAUUCCAUGCAGGAAGGCCACGAAACACCAAUCCCUUUCUGUUUUUUUUUUUGUUUGUCUUAAAUGAGACUGCUGAUUUAUGUUAACUGUUCUGACCUCGCUGGUGUUCCUUUUUUUUUUUCGUUUUGCCUUACUUGUGCGUUGCAACGGAGCGCACAUGUGCGCUGUUAGUUUUUUGUAUCUUUUUAUAUCCACUACCUUCUUCUGUAGGUAUGACUGCAUAUCCUUGAGUAUUUGUCCACUGUAAAAUAUCACAUCACAUUAUUGAACUUGACGCGUCAUCGUAAAACAGCGACCAAGAGCACAAAAACGAGAGUAAGCUUUGCCAAACUUCGACACACGAACGAGCGUGAAACUAGGUGUGGACUGGUGCAUUGCACCACUUUCAUGUCCGUAUAUAUACAUAUACUAGAUAGUGUCUCAUAGUGGCCGGUGUAGCUGCAAUGUGUUUACUUGUACCAUUCUAUAUAGACAAGGCAAAGAAGGCCGCAAGUCCUCCAUGAGUAGAUAGAGCCCGUCCGCAAGCACGUUAGCGUAAAAUGUGUAAACCAACGUGGCCAAAGAAUUGCGUCGCGCAGUAUAUAGACACCACGAACGUGCUUAUUACUUGCUUUCUGUAGAUGCUGGGAAGACUAUUACAAAAAAAAGAAGAAAACGUCAUCGACAGCCUUGUAUAACUCAGCAAAUCACACACCACAGAAACACCACAGGCACAUAUACACACACGCACUUGGAACUUAAACGGGGAGAUGUACGAGACAAAGAGUCGUUGUCGAUACCCGAACAGGUAUAUCUCAAGAGAAAAUGUGAAUUAAUGCAGUGAUGUGAGUGUGCGGUUGUGCUUUUUUGUUAUUGUAUACUAAUGUACUUCUGCGCCGUGUCCCUCGAAUUAAUAAAGUGAUAUAAAAAA